Messenger RNA from Acromyrmex echinatior (Panamanian leafcutter ant), 1781 nucleotides. Its product is annotated as peptidoglycan-recognition protein LC. Gene Ontology annotation, biological process: peptidoglycan catabolic process. Gene Ontology annotation, molecular function: zinc ion binding; N-acetylmuramoyl-L-alanine amidase activity. NCBI's taxonomy places the organism in Eukaryota, Metazoa, Arthropoda, Insecta, Hymenoptera, Formicidae. The record is from RefSeq and is a predicted model, not a curated record.
UAUUAUACAAAAAGGAAUAUCGUGAACGUUGUACCAAUUCUCUGCUUUUCUUUCCUCAUUUUGUUAAUUCUUGCGAAUGAGCGCUCUUUAUGAUUCCACCUCCAUCGUGUGUCGUCCUUCGACAGUCGUGUGGCGUCAUCGCUGAAGCCAGUAUCUGUCUGACUAGUCUGACAGUGUCGUAGGAUCAACAAAGAUAACUGAUAGUGACCAGUUGAAUCGAGUCUUGUCUUGUUUGGAUUAUAUAUAUUUUGUUUCUGCGGAUCAGUGCAUUUUUCAAUAGCAAGUGGAGUCAACGAAGUGGUGGAGUCGAAAACUGUUGGGGACCAGUUUGAAUAAAAUUUUCCUUUCCGAGAAAACAUUUUCCAUGGUGACGGCAUCAUGUCGUCAUAGAUUAUUGUUGGUGGAUUUAGUGUUGGCAAAGUGACCGCCGCCAACACAAAAGAUGAUUUGUGCGAGCGCAUUGGUAUGGUGACAUUGGUACAACAGCAGCAGCCAACGCUCGACGGUCAUCAGUGUCAAAAAGAUCAGGACCACGUGGUGAACGAUGGUGCUGUUGUGUCUGCCGAGAAUCACGCAAUCGACAAGUUUCACGGCGAAGCUGCGCACUCGGCGAGAGAAACCGCGGUCGUCGCUCCGGGCAAUGGUAGUGUUGGAGAUUCCUCUACGCAGUGCAGUGACGUAGACGACGAUGAGGAAGAGGAGACGGACGUCGAAGAAGGCGGCAGCUGGAUUACGAAUCUGCCGGUAUCCUCGACUAUCGUUCAGCAACAUCAAGCGGUUGCCACUACAAACGGCGAUGUCGUCCUACCGAAUGCCGAUCCGUCGAAUUUUGGUGAUGUUUGUGUGAAAAACUCAACGAAUGUGCAUCUAGGUAACAAGAUCUUCUACAAGAGUCCGGUUACCAUAAAGCAGUUCGUUUAUACGAAUCCCACUCCCAUCCAGGAUGCGGAUAAAUUCGACGCCAACUGCGCCUCCGACGUUAACAACGUCUCGGAUUUGUCGACGAAUAAGGACAAUAGAGCCGCCAACGGACCCAUUUUUCCGCAAAAUACUGAAUUAGUUAAGGUGACGCAAUGGCUUUGGACGUGGAGAUGUGCGACUUUAUUAUGCGUUCUAGCUUUAAUACUUCUAACUACUAUAGUGGUCACAUCUGUAUAUUUCAUUCAUCAUCCGGACGCACCGGUCUUCCCGCAGAUUCCAGAUUCAUCAGUCGAGGGUGUAACUUCGGUACGCUUUGUCGAGAGAAAUGAAUGGGGUGCGCAGCCGCCCUUGGAACCCCUUAGAAAAAUGAAGCUGCCAGUACCAUAUGUAAUUAUUAGUCACACCGCAACGGACUUCUGUAGUACGCAAUCAGAGUGUACAUUUCACGUGAGAUUUGCUCAGACUUUUCAUAUAGAAUCUAGAAACUGGUCGGAUAUCGCCUACAAUUUUCUUGUCGGAGGCGACGGUCUCGCAUAUGUUGGUAGAAGCUGGGACUAUGUUGGUGCUCAUGCCUUCAAUUUCAACAACAAGAGUAUCGGUAUUUCCUUUAUUGGUACAUUCAUUUCGAUUGUACCACCGAAAUCGCAAUUACAAGCUGCGCAAAAAAUUAUAGAGAUCGGCGUCAAAGCCGGGAAAAUUUCACCAGACUAUAAACUAUUAGGUCACCGACAAGUGUCAACAACUGUGAGUCCAGGAGACGCUUUAUAUAAUGAAAUUAAAAAGUGGCCUCAUUGGUCACCUAAGCCUUAACUCAAUUGUUUGGAAGUUUAAAUCGUGAAUAAAAUACAAUUUUGAAAAUA